This is a messenger RNA of Dromiciops gliroides (monito del monte), 1422 nucleotides long. RefSeq names its product cytotoxic and regulatory T cell molecule (gene CRTAM). The transcript is spliced from 10 exons. Gene Ontology annotation, cellular component: plasma membrane. Gene Ontology annotation, biological process: positive regulation of natural killer cell mediated cytotoxicity directed against tumor cell target; detection of tumor cell; cell recognition. The coding region runs from base 1 to 1173 and encodes 390 amino acids. The record is from RefSeq and is a predicted model, not a curated record. Gene Ontology annotation, molecular function: signaling receptor binding. Lineage: Eukaryota; Metazoa; Chordata; Mammalia; Microbiotheria; Microbiotheriidae.
AUGACUUUGUGGACAGUUCUCAGCCUGUUAGCUUGGCUCCCCUUGCAAGAGGCAUCUUUGACUAAUCACACAGAAACUCUCAUCGUGGAGGAGGGCCAGAUGCUCAUUCUAAAAUGUGUCAUUUCUCAAGCUAAGGAGUCAUCCCUUCAGUGGUUAUCCCCCUCUGGGUUUACCAUUUUUUUUGACAAAUAUCCUGCUUUAAAAAAUAGAAAAUAUAGACUCCAAAAUCAUACCAAUGAUCAGCUCACCAUCAGUAUACUGAAUGUAACUCUUGAGGAUGAAGGCGUGUAUAAAUGCUUACAUUAUAGCAAACCAGUGAGAACCACGGAAGUGAAUGUAGUUGUAUUAGCAACUCCUUCCAAGCCAACACUGGAAGCAUCAAUCAUCAGAACUCCCAAUGGGAAAGAGGUGUCACUAAGAUGUUUCACAAAAGGAAGCAAGCCCCCUCCACAGAUAACCUGGCUUUUGAGCAAUGGCAUUGAACUUUAUGGUGAAACUCAAAAUACAUUUGAACAUGAUGGAAAGAAGUGUAAUACAACAAGUACACUUAUAGUUCAUGCCUAUGGGGAAAAUGCAACAGCUAACUGCCUUGUCCGCCAUGAAAGCCUACGAGGGGAAAAACUGGUCGUGGCAUUUCGGUUUGAAGAUUUGGAUUCAGAUUCAGAUUCAGAUAGUACGGAGCACAGCACAUUGUCCUUUCAGUCUUCUCAGUAUCCCACUGAACCUGUAAUGCAAGAGUUCAGUUCUGUGGAUAUUGACACAAUAGGUUAUGAACGAACUACUCAGAAAUCUGACUUCACCACUGAAGCAAAUCCCAGCUCUCUAGAAAUCACAAAAAAGAAACAUGGAAUUCUGUUGCUCACUCUUGUGUCCUUCCUCAUUUUGGUCCUCUUCAUUAUAGUACAACUCUUUAUAAUGAAGCUUCGGAAAGCACAUGUGACAUGGAAGAAAGAAAAUGACAUUUCAGAAUUGACUCUGGAAAGUUAUAGAUCUAGGUCAAACAAUGAUGACACAUCAUCCCAGGAGAAGAACGGCCACGUUUUCAGUCACAAGUGUGGCAUGAAAUAUAUUAUAACAUCAUAUAUGGAAAGAAAAUCCAAGAACCCAAAAGGAAACAUGCAGGAUUCUACAUUGAAGCAAGACCAGAAUCAUCUGCCAGAAACCAUUGUGUAAUACUUGAUACCAUGUUAAAAUAAGACAUCAGGGUGACUCAGGGUAUCAUAACUGACUUUAAAAAGAAAAUGAGCAAUAACUUAUCCAAAGAAGCAAAGAGCUCAUUUUGACCUCAGUGGAACAGACUGUGAAGGACAUUAAUACUGUUGUGCUCAAAGAGUGCAGUGUAAGCAGUAUCCCAUUAAGAUGAUCUGACCUGAAUCAGAGAAGCAAACUAUGGAUAUAAAUGGGGUUUUGUUUACCUACUUC